Molecule: messenger RNA, 164 nt
Organism: Diversispora eburnea
Lineage: Eukaryota; Fungi; Glomeromycota; Glomeromycetes; Diversisporales; Diversisporaceae
Source: the annotation of a GenBank genome assembly
CAUUAAAGAAACAACAAAAAAGUAUUUUUGAUCUAUCUAAAACUGUGAAGUAUCUUGAAUAUGAUAUUUGUGAAGUUUGUGAUGAAGUUGUGAGAAGUAGUAAUAUGAGAUCUGGUAUAUUUAAAUUACCUCAAAAUUAUACUGGUACCAUUUUUGAACUGUGA